CAUAUGCUGUAACCUACCUGCCUACAGUACACAUCGGUAAGCAAGCGGGAUCAUCAGUGUGGUACCUCUUUUUGGCGAGAGAGUCAUAGCACGGGCAUCUGUUACCGCUUGCGAUUAGGGACUCAGAUGGUUUCGCUACUAGUGGAGGAUAGGUAGGGGAAAAAAACAUGAUGCCACUACCGCCGACGCCGACAUCACGACUACAAUCACCAUCUCCACCACCACAACGCUCCGGAUCUUCUCAUCAGCACUAUCAACGCCAAGAACAACCACAGCAACAACUACCUUCAUCGCCAUCGGUAAACCCUUUCGGCCCAUCGAGCACAUUGGCCACGAAGAGUAAUAAAAAGAAUAAUAAUUAUAAUAAUAAAAUUCACGACAACUACCAUCAGCACCAACAAGCCUAUUAUAAUCGUGGUGGGGCUUCUUCGUCCAACGGAUUUAAUGGUGACGGUAAGGGUGAAGGUUAUGGUAACGGAAACGAGAUAAUUAGUGAUGGUGGAGAUGGAAAAUUAAUAACAGCAAGAGGAACAACGACAGGAACGAGAACAACAAGAAGUGGAAGUAGUGCAAGUCAAAUUGGUAACGGUACUUCUUCUCCUAGCGGUAUAGUCCGGCUGACUGGAUUUGGCCCGAAAAUCGAAGGGACAGGAAAGACCGCGACUACCUCGACUACUACUACAACUACAGCUACAACUACGACGGCGUUAACUCAAACCGCCGCUAGUCAAAGUCAAUCUCGUCCCCAUCUGCAUCCGAAUAUCCAUCUAGCUGGAGAAGAGACCCAUCAAAAACCCCGUCCCCUAAUUUAUCAGUCCACCAUUAUUUCCAAUUCUUCUAGUUCCAAUCCCAAUUCUAAUCCCAACCCUCCCAAUCCCCCUCCGCCCAGAACCUCGUCGCUUCUUCCGCCGCCUCGCAACACGAACGCGAAAAUAGUAUCCCCCGUCGGUGUUUUCGAUCCCUCUAUUGCUUCUCCACGACUUCAUUCGCGACACCAUUCGCGAUCAAGUAGCAUCGGCGGCGCUAGCGACGGUUUCCGAAAUCUCAACCGCUGGUCUAACUCCACCGCCUCGAGCCGCGCAUCAAAUCCCCACCGCGACCGCGAUUACCAAUCUCAGCAGCAACAGCAGCAAUCAGCACCACCGCUUCAACAACAACAGCAGCAGCAGCAAGGCCUUCAAUCUCCACCACGAAAAUUAAUCAAGCGACGACCCUCAACCGAUACGAGUGCAUCUCCGCGAACUCGUCGCCCAUCGCCGCCACCUCCGCCGCCGUCUUCUUCCACGCCGCCGAAUCUUCCUCCUAUAAUUUCUCUCCCUCCCCUCGACGCGAAUCCGGAGUCUGUCGCUCGUACCUCUUCACCGCGCCUAGUUAGUCGUGUGAGCCCGGCCGAACCGCAAGACCACUUCUGGGAUGACCUAGCUCGUCUGAACACGGCUGCUAGAGAAAAUUCUGGAUUACUCCCAGCGGCACCUGUUAUUCGUGACGCCAUGACUGAUAGGAAGAACCAUGCGAGAGGUCGCUCCUCGGCGACAAGAGGUAGCACAGACUCUACUAAAGCCAGAGAUCGCGCCAACAAGCCCUCACAGAAAGCUAUGCUAUCAAAGGCUUUAGGAAAAGCAAACGCGGCUGUUCGACUGGAUAACGCCCAGACCUACGGCGCGGCUAGGGACGCCUAUAUAGAAGCCUGCGAUCUCUUACAACAGGUCCUUGCUAGAACCAAUGGCGAUGACGACAGAAAAAAGCUGGAAGCGAUUCGACUCACGUACACUAGCCGGAUAGAUGAGUUGGAGGCACUGGUGCCCACGUAUACACAAAACGAUAAAGCAUUACCCGCAAGACCAGAAAGCGACGAUUAUCAUGGAGCUCAGGUCGAGUUAGUUGGUGCUGAAAGCCCUGUGGAAGAGAAUAGAGGGGAAUCGCCCACCGCAGAUACUCCUCAACUUCGAGCCUCGCCAAACCUUGGCCUAGACCAACGCUUGCCUCAAUCAUCUUUCUCGAGAUCUCAAAUGCGCCGAAAUUUUGAGGGUACUUCUCUAAGUCUACCACAGUCGCAAGACUCGGGGUAUAUGCCCGCCCCACUAUCACCUCGGAGAGCAGUCUCGCCCGCGAAACCACCGACUCCGGAACCGAUCGUACGACAGGAUUUCUCUUUGCCAUCCGAAAGGUUAGUGGCGGAAAAUGGCACUAGAAGCCAUAGACGAACCAUAAGUCACGAAUCAGCAUCGUGGCUGGAUCCCAUCGAUGAAUCGGGCGGUUCAACUACAUCCUCAGUGCACUCGAGGACUUCAUCGCUUGGACUGAGGAGGAAACACAUGCGGCAUACUAGUGGCAAUACGGAAGCUGAAUUUGACGCCGCUUUGGAUGCCGCAGUCGAAGCUGCCUAUGACGAUGGCUACGAACCUAUGGACUCAUACGAGACGGCAUACGACGACGACAACAACCCCGACGGCGACGUUGUAUUAAAUGCGAUGCGCAAAGUGGAGCUUGCUAAAGAAAGAGUCCGACAAACUGAACGUGAGGCAGCAAUAGAAUUGGCCCGGGAACGCGAGCGCCAGAGACAGAUGUCCAUAGACCAGAAGCCUCAGACCUUCAGCGGGGACUUCUUUGACGCAAACGAUUCUGAUGAGGACGAACACGUUUUGGAAGAAAUAGCUAGGAGAUCUGUGAUGGAAGAUUUUUCUUUUAAUCGGCGAUCUCAGCAAUCGCAGUCCAAAGUUCCUAGAGAGUCUGAUUCUAGCGGGAUGACCUCUCGAACAUGGCAUAGCUCAGUUGGCUCGAACCCUCCGACCGCCACGACGGUGCUCUCGACGGUCACCGAAAUGCCACCACCAGCAGCCCUCCCUAAAACGGCGCCACCAUCCAUACCCUCUCCACCACAGCCAUUGCCUCAGGUUUCUCCCCAGGUAUCCCCUACCUCUGGAGUGCGCAAUCGCCGUUUCUCCGGUCAGAAUCUCAAACAACUCAAGAUUGAGACAUCGAAGCUCGGCCAACCGCCAUCGAUCUCUACAUCUGGAUUGCAAACAAAACCUUCAAAUAGCUACGCUGCACAGCAACAAAGGCAAGCAAUGUCAGCGACGUCAACACGACCGGGGCCCUUUUCCAUGCGUGCACCCUCCUCUCCCGCCAGAGGUAUUAGUCCGGCAGAGGGCUUCGUCCCCCCAAGUCCACCAACCAAUCAGGCAACUGGUGGCCAGGAAUCCGACGAGCUUCGAACGGACUCACCAGCCUCCAUUCGGCCGGGUAUACGCAAGAACUUCUCAUCCUCUAGUCUGAAGUCCCUCAGGACGCGACAAUUUUCCAUUUCACACAUUGACGACUCUGACCUCUCACCCAACACCCCUCUCACUCAUCAAAUUUCGAAUACUUCAGUUGCCCGCCAGCCCAUGAUACCUACAUUGCCCACUCCGCUUGCGGCCGCCUUCCAUGAAAGGAUGACGGGAGGUAUUGGUGGCUUGCACCUUUUCGACUCUGAUUUUCAUUCCCCGACUACCCAUUCACCAAACCAACUUUAUCACCACCAUCACCUUCACAACAACCCCGACGUACCAGUACCUCUAGAGCCUUGUCCGUCCGAUCCUAUGCUACGACCUUUCUGGCUUAUGCGUGCUUUGUACCAGACUCUUGCACACCCGCGCGGUGGAUAUAUAAGCAACCGCCUUUUUAUCCCUCGAGAUGCAUGGAAAGUCAAGGGCGUGAAGUUGCGCGCCCUUGAAGAUAAGAUUGGACAAUGUGACCUGCUGACUGCCGCACUCCUUAAGCUGGCGAGGGUAGAUAGCAACGACGCGGACGCGGUUCUCGAGGAGAUGCAGAGCUUCGAGAACAUCCUUGAGAUGGUACAAAUGACGCUCACACGUAAGCUUGGCAAUGAGGUCGGAACGCAAGGUAUGAGUGCCUUCCGAGAUGAAAAGGAUACGGAGGCCGCGCCGCCUGUACCACGCAGUGCUAGCGUCAGCGGGAAAGGAGGCGCGUUCAGUUGGCGAAGGCUCAGAAACAAAGGCUCAGCUGCCAAUAUGACCAAUGCAUAUGGAGGGAAGAGUAACAGUGGCGGAAGCAAUGGUCCCAGUGCAAACGAAAGGGAUAUAACAAGUUCGAUCGGCUCAAUCCCAAGUCUACCCAUGACCGCCCACCCGAGUAGUAAGCCUGCGAAGAGAGAUGUGGCGUCAGCGGGUUUUGAUGGGCCAUACGCGAAUUAUAUGGCGAGUUUAGCACGCCUGUUCGAUGCUGCGCAAACCGUUGAUCAAAUCGCCCGCCAAGUCGAAGACCCGGGGUUACGUCACGCCGACAAGACUCAAGUUGGGCUAGAGCUGUGUACUAGACACGCAGCCGAGUUUUUCGGUUUUUACAUCUGCCGCUUCGUGUUAGCCGAUCUAGCAUUGCUACUCGAUAAAUUCGUCAAAAGAGGCAGCGAAUGGGUUCUCGCUUAAGAAUAGGGGAAAAUAGGGCUGCUAAUUUGCCCAGUGUGAUAUGGAAUGCAGCCUGGUAUUUUGAUGCCUUUGUGCGGUCA
Messenger RNA from Hypoxylon trugodes, 4507 nucleotides. RefSeq lists its product as uncharacterized. Lineage: Eukaryota; Fungi; Ascomycota; Sordariomycetes; Xylariales; Hypoxylaceae. The coding region runs from base 168 to 4427 and encodes 1419 amino acids. The record is from RefSeq and is a predicted model, not a curated record. The transcript has 3 exons.